AUGCCUGCGUUACCUUAUGAUAUUUUUCCAAUUGUAUUUGAAUUUUUACGACAGGAUAGAAAUACGUUAUUUUCAUGUUCUCUCAUUAAUCGUACUAUCUGUAGGUUAGCAAUCCCAUUACUUUGGAAAAAUCCGUUCAUGAGUAAUGAUUCAUUGGAGGAGAUUAAUCAAUAUAAAUCAGCCUUGUUAAUCCGAACGUAUUUGGCGUGUUUAACCGAGGAUGAAAGGAGUUAUCUAACGAAGAAAGGUGUAGAAAUCCGGAAAUUUCCAAAGCCAUUAUUUGAUUAUGCAUGUUUCUUGGAGGAAAUGAUGCAUAGUUGUCCUUUAUAUAAUUCGGUCCUUUGUUGGAUUUUAUUAGAAUAUCGAAAGUACACAAAGAAUUGCUUGAAUGGAAUUUCGAAUAUGUAUCAAUUUGAUGAGAGUGAAAUACAAGACCCAUUAAUUAACUCGUUAUAUUCCAUGUACUUUAAAAAGAGUAAAAUCAAAACGUUAGGGAUUUCCAUCGAGAUGCUUAAAAUCAAGGAUCCCAUUGACCAACAACUUUUCAAUAAGAUGAAUCUUUCAACUUUGUCAAAUUUAUCUCGGUUAAUAAUAUACCUAAAAGAUAAUUCCUUCGGAUUUAAAAGCAAUCAACAUUCAUUUGACUUUUUAUUGAGCAUAAUAAAGAAAUGGUGUCAUAAGAUUCAACAUGUUAGGAUUUCCAAUUUAUUGGUAUUUGCUCAUCAAAAAUUACCAAAAAUUCAAGAAAUUAUGAGUCAACAACAAAGGCUCGUAAAACUUGACCUUCUAACUCCAAAACAAAAUUUCAUAAUCGAUGAUAUACUCUUAAAUCUGAAAGGUCACGAUUAUAAUUUCUUGACCGAAAUGGAAGUGCAUGACACCGAUCUAUCCGAUAGUUCUUUAUUGGAGGGAUUAUCAAGUAUCGAUUCGUUAAAAUCAUUAUACUUGAUAAGGUGUAGGGGGAUUUCUAUGCAUAAUAUUCAUAUUUUAUCCGAUUCAUCGAUUUCAUUACUCAAGUUAAAAUUUAUUAACAAUGAAUUCCCACCCGGAUUAAUCAUUUCAACCAUUGGUAAAUCAUUGACCGAGUUGAUAACCAAUCAGUUGGAUCAGGAAGCAACUGAAUUGCUUUCUUAUCAUUGUUCCGAAUCUUUAACUCACUUGGACAUAGUUGGGAUUAAUUUGCAAACACAAAAGAUCUUUUAUAAUUUAAUCGUAAGGUUAAAAUUGAAUUCCUUAAAGAUCAGUUGUUGUAGGGAGUCAACGGGUCAAAUUUUAAAUGAUCUGGGAAAGAAUUUACCGAAUUCCUUAAAGUAUUUGGGCCUCUUUGGAUUAUAUACGUUUAAGGGUCUUACCGUAGAACAUUUCGAGAAUCUAUUGUCAAAUUGUAACGCGACUUUGGAAUCAUUGGAGAUUUAUGGUACCAUUAAUCGUAAUUUUUUAGUUGUGAUCUACGAUUACAUUAAGAAUCAUAGAAAUUUUAAAUCGUUGAUCAUUAAUCUGUACGGUAAAGGAUGGGAAGAUAAAGAAUCAUCAUUGUUAAAAGAUUUUAGCAAAUACGGUGUAAAGUCGUUUGUCAAUUAA
Funneliformis mosseae is the source of this 1581-nucleotide messenger RNA. Lineage: Eukaryota; Fungi; Glomeromycota; Glomeromycetes; Glomerales; Glomeraceae. The record is from the annotation of a GenBank genome assembly.